AUCUGUCGAACCAUGGCCUUCAGUGCUCUAAGGCUAAGUCAGAGGGAUGGCAGAGGCAGACAAGGACAGACUGAAAGGACUCAGAACACAGAUUUUGAUCCCGAUGAAGAAAUUCGAAUCAUACUGAUUGGAAAGACAGGAAAUGGGAAGAGUGCAUCGGGAAACACCAUCCUCAAUAGAAAAGCCUUUACAUCAGUCCUCUCUGCGGAGUCUAUCACAUCAGAGUGUGAAAAGGCUAAAGGAACGGUGGAUGGACGCAGGGUCGCGGUCAUUGACACACCAGGAAUUUACGAUACAAAAUACAAAGAAGCCGACGUAAUCAGAAAACUGAAAGAGUGCAUCUCUCUCUCCUCGCCUGGCCCUCACGCGUUCCUGGUUGUGGUCAAAUUGGGCAGAUUCACAGAAGAAGAACAGAAAACUAUUGAACUUCUGCAGCAGGUGUUUGGUGACAAAGCUGCAGAUUUCUCUAUGGUUCUCUUCACUCAUGGUGACCAGCUCGGAAGCACAAGAAUUGAGGACUUUUUUAGAAAAAGUAAACAACUUAGCCAUUUGAUUGUAAGAUGUCACUUUCGAUAUCAUGUUUUCAAUAACACAGAUACCAAUAACAGUCAGGGGCCUCAGCUGCUUGCUAAGAUAGAAAGUAUGAUCAGUGAUAAUGGAGGAACAUUUUACACAAAUGAAAUGUUCCAGGAGGCUGAGAGAGCGAUCUGCGAACAGCAAGAGAAGAUUCUGAGGGAUAGUGCUGAGCAAAAACUCAGAGAAGAACAACAACUGAUGGCAAUGUUUGAGGGAGAACAACUGAAGAAACAAUUAAAGUAUCUCGAUGAAGAGUAUAUAAGAAAAUCAAGAGAAAAGGCAGAAAAGAAAAACAAAUUCAUUAAAAGUGGUGUGAUUGUAGCAGCUGCUGAGGUGGGUGUUGCAAUCGGUGCUGCGGCAGCAGCUGCUGGAGGCCCUCUUUGUAUUGCCAUUGGAGCAACAGCUGGUGGAGCUGUUGGGGCUGUAGUGGGAUUAUUAGCACCAGCAGCAAUAAUAGCUCUGAAAAAUAAAUGUGCUGUACAAUAAAAGAUACACAGCAUUUACAUGGCCAGAGUCCUAAAAAAAUAGAAAGGCACUGACCAAAGAACCGUCUCACCUACCUCUGUCAACUCUGGGAAACGCUGAGGUCUGAUAUACAAAAGUGAAGCUUCAGUCAGUCUUUCAGUUAACUUUUUUUACAGUCCAUAACAUUACAUUUUGGUUAACUGUUUUCAGUAACUUUGUUCAGGUAAAUACCCUGUACCUGCACAAAAUGAGAUUUGAGCUGUGGAAGACCUAGGUUUUUCUUUCAGGAGUUGGUUGAGACCAAAACCAAAGCCAAAUACAAAGUGAAUAUUGGACAUACAUUUGUUAGACAAUGCCAAAUAAAUGUAAAUAGGAAACCAAUUAAUAAACGUCUAACACAUUAAUUCAGCAAUAUAUUACAGUCUGAAUAAUGUCAUUGGUAUCGUAAUUUUAGGGCCUAAAUACAUUGUUUAUGGACAUUGUGCGAUAUGAAUAUGCCCUUGGUCACAUAGCAUGCACUGUGCGGCUUAAUGCAAUUUUUACACGGCUGAUCUUGUGUGUAAAAAUGAGAACAAUCUGUUAAAAAAUUAUUAAAACAAAUACCUAGUUGUACCAGAGGCAGUGUGAAGCAGCAGAGCAACCUUGUGUUUUUGCAUUUCACAUUAAAUAAAUCAAUUUAAAUCGAUGCAUUCUGUACUUAAUGAUCCAGUUAGUUAAUUUUGUUAUGUGUGUGUUCCCGUAACAGAAAACCACUUCUGUGCACAUUGAAGGUAGAGAAAGAGCAGCUUUUGAAAGUCAGUAAUCCAUUUGUAUGUGUAUGCAUGUAUCUGUCUGGUAAAGCCUUUGGGGGCAAGUGCUAGCUAGUAUUUCUUAAUUGUCUUUGGCCAUGAAGUGGCUGCAAUGACAAAGUGUUUCUCUGUAUGUCAAAAAGCUGUCUCAGUCAGAUGGAAAGUGGAUGUGUAAAGAAUUGUACAAAAUGAGCCGAAACACUGCCGGCAAGCUAAUGUCAGACUCCUGUGUAAUACACACAUAAUACACACUAAUGUAUAAACACGAGUGGGCUGGUAUGUGUAAAAAAAUCAACUAAAACUCCAGCACUGUCAAUUCAACCCAUCUCUUCAAUUUUUAGGUCAAUUACCUCUUCAUAUUUUCACAUUUCUCCUCAUUGUGUCUCUUUUGUUAAAAACAUCCUCUGCUGACAGCUGGACACAUCGACCCUCAGGGAUAAUGACCAUCUCUCCACAAAUGGACUAUACUGUGCAUAAAGGAGCUUCACAUUGCUUUGAAGCAGCUUUGCCUCACAUGCAUAUGCCUCCACACUCACACAGGGCACCUAAAUGUACAGUCAUUUUCUCGCUCUCACUUGUAACACACACAAAGGCCACAACAGCGACUAUUUUAAGGGGUUUUCUCAUGCGGUAGUAAUUGUUCCAAAGGCCACAGAGUACAAUAGAGGUCUACAGUUAACAGCUUGGUGUGCUGUGACAUUAGAGACACGUAAGUGGCUUGGGGUGAAUCUGUCUUUGGAAAUUAAAUUCAAAAACUCAGACAAGCUCAUUUCAAGCACAGACAAGCAAUAAAAAAGACUGCAUGUGUGCUUGGCUUUACUACAGUGUAUGAAUGUAAGAAUGUCAUAUCAUUCUUUCAAAUCCUCUGAAGCUAUUUAAACCAACAAGAAAAUGCACUUCAUACACUGCACAGGGUCCCAGACACUGAACUGAUAUAGUCACAGUUUGGUUUUGUAUAUUUUGAGACUUGCAGUACCUUUUCAUCAACACGUUUUAAUCAGUUACUAUUUGUGCAUAAUGUACUGUAUCAAGCAUUUAAUUAUUAUUAUUUAAUGUUUAUCUUUUUCUUUACUACUUUGUGACUAAGCAUCCUUUACAAAAUGUUCUUUAUGGCUUAUUAAAAGUCAAUAAAGUUUUAACCAGUGCUUUGUAUACUGUAU
Plectropomus leopardus (leopard coralgrouper) is the source of this 2989-nucleotide messenger RNA. RefSeq names its product GTPase IMAP family member 9-like. The record is from RefSeq and is a predicted model, not a curated record. Gene Ontology annotation, molecular function: GTP binding. NCBI's taxonomy places the organism in Eukaryota, Metazoa, Chordata, Actinopteri, Perciformes, Serranidae.